AUGUCUCGGAAGUCAUUCACGUCUGCAACCGUGGUGCCAACCGCGUGUGAAGAUGAAAACUUGUCGGGCACUACCAUCGACUGUAAUGCGGUACCAAACAAAGAAGAAGUGGUCGCUACUCCUGAGCCCCUCGUCCACGCGGAAGCUGAGGUAGCCCCUCAACUUGCAGAUGGAAACCAAGACAGCACGACAGAAGCAUCCACUACUCCAGACACCGACGAGUCUCCAAAGCAGCAAUCAUCUCCUCCAAAGCCUUUCCCACUUCCCAUUUCGCACGGUACCGGAAUGCCACACAACGUGGAGCUGACUGACCGAGGUGGAUUUAAGCUCGUGAACAACUACAGAGCACUCGCAACCACUUUCAAGCAUCUUCAGCCUUUCGCUCGAUGUCCGGACGGCUCGUAUUCCUCCGAAAUCACUUGUGUGUUGUGCAACGAAUCGAAGCCAACAUCCGUCUUCUUCCCGUGUCAGCACAUCACGAACGACAUGUCACCGGAGUGUUCCCUGAAUCUGGAGCGAUGCGUGUGUCCAGUCUGCUCAGCAGACAUCGGUCUCAUCCUGCCACACACAGGCAACGAGGAGGACGCGUACUGGAAGUGGGUACUCGCAACCAAGCCACGUUUGCCGUCACAGUUCACGAAGAAUUUCAAGAACGCCGUCCAGAUGAUAAGCGACAACUCGGUAUUGGAGAGGCGAGUUUCGACUAUUGGGGCGAUCACCCCAUCCGACCCGACAAGAAAGCUCAAGCUUCAAAGGAGCCCAAUCGCCGACGUUCUUGGGAGCCUUCAAACGCCAGAAGACGAUCUGCAUAUAAGCUCGACGCUGGGAGAAAACGGGAGAGCUGCUUGA
Messenger RNA from Phytophthora sojae, 849 nucleotides. RefSeq lists its product as hypothetical. Lineage: Eukaryota; Oomycota; Peronosporomycetes; Peronosporales; Peronosporaceae. The transcript has 3 exons. Bases 1 to 849 code for a protein of 282 amino acids. The record is from RefSeq and is a predicted model, not a curated record.